AGCCGCAUGUUCCCACGCGAUCGCGUUGGUAUCAGUUCGCGAAAGGCGUCAGCGUUGACAAGCGUGAGCUGCGAGAGCGUUUUGUUGUGUAUCGCCCGUUGUCGUAUGCGACGGCAGGCAUGGCCGGCGCCUCGACGUUCUGUCUGCUGCUGGUCGCCGCACUUGUGGACUCGGGUUCCUCCACGCGACGCGCACUGCGGUCGUGGGUGAACCCGGGCUGCGACGAGCCGUGCCGCGAGCGUAACGUGACGACGCUCUACCUGCGUGCCGACGGCCCGAACGACACGUUGCACUACGUAUGGGACUUCGUCGGCGUACCGUCCGUGCUGCUGGCCGUCACGCCGCCGUCAGCAUGGCUCAACAUCAGCUGGGACGACUAUCUCGCCAGAAGGGAGAACUCGCUCACCUUCUCGGAGAAGCCCACCUACACCUUCGGGGUGAUAAUAAACAAGAUUAUCGAAUUCAACGACGUUAAUGACACGGCACUGAUUGACACUGCCGACGUCACUAAUACGAACGUUUUGCGUCCCGAGUAUUUCAACUGGCGACGCGUGUCCCUAUCGCAAAAGAACGAACUCGUCUACCUGGAUAUGGAGGGUAACUCUUAUCACGAUACAGCUAAGAAUAUCAGCAGAUACGGGAGUAUAAAGCUUUCGCUCCAGGGAUUCUGCACCAUCGACCACUCGGAUAUGGUGCCGCACAUGUUGCACACGGAGAAUUCUACGCAGGUGGACAUCAUCCUCGACAAGAUCCAGACCAACCAGACCUUCUCCCGCAGCAGAUUCGCUAUUGAAUUGCUCGCGGUUGGCGGGGGCGAUCCCGACGUACCGAUGUUCGUCGAUCCGAAAAAGAACCUGGACGACGAGCACACGCCGGGUAUAUUCGAGGUUGUUGAAGUUAGGACGCCACCGUACAGAGAACUGGACGGCGCGUUGAACGCUGGAUCGUAUUUACAAUGGCGGCCGGUGUCGUACAAUAGCGUGUCGCGCGACGUAACCAGUUCCACGGAGACAAUCCAGUAUCCACCGAAACAAGUGUUCAAUCAUACGAGCGCCAUCAAGAACUCGAUGCUCUAUUGUUACUAUGGCGAAACUGCGGACGAUCUCCUCCUGCAGAAGCUAAUAGUUUCUUUGGGCUCGAAGGGAGACGGUUUUUACAAGAAAACGAAUUACUUGACGUGGACCUUCAUGAUCGGAUACGGCACGCCACCCGAGGAGAGAUUCUCUUCUCUAGUCAUUAUGAUUAUCUCGAUCGGCCUCGGCCUUCCCUUGCUCAUUAUGGCCAUCACCGGCCUGUACCUAUGCAUUCGUCGAAUGCCGAAACGACAUGGCAACGCUUAUUUAAAUCGAUGAAUUCGCCGCUCAUGUGUGCCAUGUGGUUUCUUCGUACGUCGCGUGCACGUUUAGGUGCAUCGCUGCUACACAACCUAUUGUUCUUCACAAAGAGAUAUUCCUAUAUUUAUACAAUCACAUAUAUAUAUAUUUUUACACGAAUUAUUAGCUCGGAUCUGAUAUCAGUGUGAUAAGCGUGAAUGAUAAUUCGUUCUCUCAUAACGUAUUUAACGUUUAGCAAGGUGUUAGAGUAGUCCUCUGUUUUAAUCUUUUAUUAGUACGAUGUUUAGUAUGUUGUUUGUUGACACUUGAUGAAAAAAGAGGAUAGAAACAAUCACAUUUGUCUAAAUACGCUGUGAGAGAACGUCAUGUUAAUUUGUUGCAAUGAAUGAUUGUACUUUUGUAGGUAAUUUGUAAUUGAACGCUGAUUGUAUGCACGAUUUACGAAAUAUACGAUAAGUUGUACUACAUUUUGUAUAGUUUUCUUCACGAUAUUCGUUCCCUAUGUUUAAUAUUAAAGAAGCAUUAAGUGUAUAACGAUGUAUUUUCUGUAUGCACAUAUUUUUUAAAUAUUUUUCGCAAAUAUACGAAAACUGUAUUUGUUUAAA
This is a messenger RNA of Wasmannia auropunctata (little fire ant), 1939 nucleotides long. RefSeq names its product glycosylated lysosomal membrane protein-like. Gene Ontology annotation, cellular component: lysosome. NCBI's taxonomy places the organism in Eukaryota, Metazoa, Arthropoda, Insecta, Hymenoptera, Formicidae. The record is from RefSeq and is a predicted model, not a curated record. Bases 120 to 1352 code for a protein of 410 amino acids. The transcript is spliced from 6 exons.